Canis lupus familiaris (dog) is the source of this 860-nucleotide messenger RNA. RefSeq lists its product as uncharacterized. The record is from RefSeq and is a predicted model, not a curated record. Bases 1 to 642 code for a protein of 213 amino acids. The transcript has 4 exons. Lineage: Eukaryota; Metazoa; Chordata; Mammalia; Carnivora; Canidae.
AUGACAUCAGAAUUGCUGACAUCUUCACUCCCAUCAAACUGGUUUUUCACUUUCCUGGAGGCCCCAGGCUGGCCAUCCCCAGAGAAAAGUCUCACUAACGGAACCCUUUCCAAAGAGCAUGCGAGAAGGAUAGGACCGAGCCAGCAUCCAAUUCAACUUCUACAAUGGACCGUGGGCUAUCCUAAGCCUUUUACAGAAUUGUUUGAUCUUCAAAACAGCCCUGAGCAAGUUCUUCAUCUCAGAGAUAGCUUUCCCUGGGUCCGGGCAUACCAGCGCUGGCUCACGAGAGCUGAUGGAGCACAUCUCUUCCUACCUCCCUGUUUAGCAAAAUCACGUUGGCUGCUUGAAAUCAGUCACGAAAAGAGAUCUAUUCUGCAGUUCUUACAUAGCUCAGAAAACUGCCAGAAAGGCAAAAAAUCAAGCUUGGAAAACAAGCUGGAAUCAAGGAACACCAGGCACCUACCAGGUGAGGACACCAACGCUAUCAUUACAUCAUUGAACAAUGGCACCAGCUCUACUACUUUUGGAAUGCACCAACUAGCUCCUGCAGCUUUUCCUACUGGUCUGCAUUGCCUGUCCUGCAUCCUGAGCCCAUUGGGAGCAUAUGAUUUGCUGAGCAUCAAUCACUCGGCCCCACCCUAAUCUGGAUGGAGGAAGCUUCUAGAGUGGGAGGUAUAUCCUUCCACCAGGAUUCUUCUGAUAGUGGGAGAUCCCCAAGCAUGGGAAGCAGUUCAGAUGCUGGGUAUCCUCAGGGAGCUGUAUCACUUUCACACACUGGUUUUCCCUCUCCUUGGUUGCCUAUACAUUGUUGACUUCUCUGUGCUUCUUGGAGACAUAUGGAAUAUCACCUACCAAUUUUC